Molecule: messenger RNA, 1113 nt
Organism: Fomitopsis serialis
Lineage: Eukaryota; Fungi; Basidiomycota; Agaricomycetes; Polyporales; Fomitopsidaceae
Exons: 5
Coding region: 1-1113 (370 amino acids)
Source: RefSeq, a predicted model, not a curated record
AUGUCGACUGCUGCAGGCCCGUCUGCAGUCCGCGGGGACAUCACUCUCCAGCCAUCGUAUUUCACCUCCUCGCUCUAUUACGUAGAGACAUGGCCACCCACCCAGCCAUUCGCGCUUUUCAAGCGUCUCUGGUCAGACCAGGGAUGGUGCUGGUUGCACCUCAAGGUACUCGACGCCCGCGCAAGGGAAACUUUCGUCAAUGUCACUGAGAGGCUGUUUAUCGAACGCUUGGCAGAUGGGGAACCUCUGUUGGCCCGAGUGGUUGUCCUCUUUGCGCUGUAUGCAUUCCACCUCAGUCAACCAACCGCUCAAAAUCCGCCUGUCCAUUCUGUGGGGCACAUUGCCAUUCCAUUAGACAUCUACAAUGCACUCCUGCUUCUCCCUUCGAGCCUCACGGACCCUGAAUUAUUACCUCUUCAGCCGUACGCCAUCUACGUCCUGAAGACACUCGAGGAUGCGAAAGCAUUUCACAUCCUGCCGCAAGCUGGCCUACGCCCGUACACACCGAGCGUCUUACCGCGAGAGCUGUUCGUAACCGAAGAACAGGAAUCUGCCAUCAUGGCGGCCUUAGGUGGCAGCGCCUCGACGCCGGGCGCGAGUGGCGUAUCGAAAAAGAAAGGCCGGCCGUCACGCCGCGAUAAGCAGAAGAAAGCAAAAGACGCGCUCGCUGCCCUAGAGAAAUACCUCGAGAAGAACACGACCACACUAGCUCUUGAAGCCACGCCAACAUCGCAAUCUGCAGCCGCGGAUCGCCCACAUACGACCCAUCGCAUGGUUGCGCACCCUCCUAGCACGACACGCGAACAGUAUCGGCUCCACAAGGUAGAGGCACUGGAGUGGUUGGACGCUAAUGACGAACCCACGCGGGAUGUAAACGCCGGACGAGAGGCUUUACAGCGUGCGAAUGAAGCCGUCCUGGCACGCCUCAAGAUGAUCGAUGAGAUGGCCGCUGAACAGGGCUUAGAGGUGGGCGGUGAAGGUGGGGAGAAGACAGGGCUUGCGCGCGUCGAGCGCGCCGUGCACGAGCUGCUCUCGUCGGGGAGCUCGACUGGGAGCGUGGGCAUCCUGGGGCUGCUGGAGGGCGCCGGCCUCGACGCGCGCUGGGAGCUGUGA